Molecule: messenger RNA, 1086 nt
Organism: Geosmithia morbida
Lineage: Eukaryota; Fungi; Ascomycota; Sordariomycetes; Hypocreales; Bionectriaceae
Product: D-xylulose reductase
Exons: 2
Coding region: 1-1086 (361 amino acids)
Biological process (GO): D-sorbitol catabolic process
Molecular function (GO): L-iditol 2-dehydrogenase (NAD+) activity; zinc ion binding
Source: RefSeq, a predicted model, not a curated record
AUGGCGCCUCUUAACAAAAAUGACAUGAGUAACCUCUCGUUCAUCCUCAACAAGCCCAACGAUGUGACGUUUGGCGAACGGCCCAAACCCAGCCUGUCGUCUCCGUUCGACGUGCUCGUGGCCGUGCGGUACACGGGCAUCUGCGGGUCCGACGUGCACUACUGGCAGCACGGAGCCAUCGGCUCAUUCGCGCUGAAGGGGCCGAUGGUCCUGGGCCACGAGUCGGCGGGGACCGUGGUCGAGGUCGGCGACGAGGUCAAGUCUCUGGCCAUGGGCGACUCCGUGGCCAUCGAGCCGGGGUACCCGUGCCGGCGGUGCAGCGAAUGCCUCGGGGGCCGUUACAACCUGUGCCCGGACAUGAAGUUCGCCGCCACGCCGCCGUACCACGGCACGCUGACGGGGCUGUGGGUGGCGCCGGCCGACUUCUGCUACAAGCUCCCCGAGCCGGUGACGCUGCAGGAGGGCGCCAUGAUCGAGCCGCUCGCCGUGGCGGUGCACAUCGUCAGGCAGGCGUCCGUCAGCCCGGGCCAGUCGGUCGUCGUCAUGGGCGCCGGCCCGGUCGGGCUCCUGUGCGCCGCCGUCGCGCGCGCCUUCGGCGCCACAAAGGUCGUCAGCGUCGACAUCGUCCAGUCCAAGCUCGACCUCGCCCGCAGCUUCGCCGCUACCCAUACCUACUCGUCGCAGCGCAUCUCGGCUCAGGACAACGCCAGAGCCAUCUGCGACGUCGCCGACCUCCCCGCCGGCGCCGACGCCGUCAUCGACGCCAGCGGCGCAGAGCCCUCGAUCCAGACCAGCCUGCACACCGUCCGCAUGGGCGGAACCUACGUCCAGGGCGGCAUGGGCAAGUCAGACAUCAACUUCCCCAUCAUGGCCAUGUGCCAGAAGGAGGUCACGGCCAAGGGCUCCUUCCGCUACGGCUCCGGCGACUACUCGCUGGCUGUCGAGCUCGUCGCUACCGGCAAGGUCGACGUCAAGAAGCUCAUCACCGAAGUCGUCCCCUUCACGCAGGCCGAGGAGGCUUUUAAGAAGGUCAAGGGUGGCGAGGCCAUCAAGGUGCUCAUCGCCGGACCCAAUGAGAAGAUCUAA